Messenger RNA from Ipomoea triloba (trilobed morning glory), 2005 nucleotides. Its product is annotated as pentatricopeptide repeat-containing protein At2g20540-like. NCBI's taxonomy places the organism in Eukaryota, Viridiplantae, Streptophyta, Magnoliopsida, Solanales, Convolvulaceae. Gene Ontology annotation, molecular function: protein binding; RNA binding. The coding region runs from base 44 to 1603 and encodes 519 amino acids. The transcript has a single exon. Gene Ontology annotation, biological process: RNA modification. The record is from RefSeq and is a predicted model, not a curated record.
GGGGGAGCUUUAUAGUGAAACGAGGAAGGUUUUGUGAGGGGUAAUGCCAUUGUCAACAAGCACUGGGAGAUGCCUUAAACUCCUGGAGAAAUGCAAGAAUCUGAAGCAACUAAGCCAAGCUCAUGGCCAAGUGAUCACAUGUGGGCUUGAGAACAACACUUUUGCCCUCAGCAGGCUAUUAGCCUUCUGCUCAGAUCCCAAUCUUGGAAACCCAACCUACGGAUGGACAAUCUACCAGAGAAUUCAACAACCCACCAUCUGCAUUGUCAACACCAUGAUCAAAACUUUCUUGCUCAAGGGAGAUCUGAGCAGAACUAUAGAGACCUACAAACAUAUGCUCAAAACUGGGAUGUGCCCAGAUAAUUACACACUUCCCUAUCUGUUAAAAGCUUGUGGUAAUAUGAAAAGUUGUAAUCUUGGGAGAUCAAUUCAUGGGCAGUGCUUAAAACUUGGAUUCUUGAUGGAUAGUUAUGUGGGGAAUAGCCUGAUUGUAAUGUACUCUAGUCUUGAUAACAUGGAAUGUGCACAGUGUGUGUUUGAUGAAAUGCCUAGACAUUGUGUGGUGGCUUGGACAGUUCUUAUCUCUGGGUAUUCAAGAAAGGGUGAUGUUUUUGAAGCAAGGUCGGUUUUUGAUGAGACCCCAGUGAAGGAUAGGAGAGUAUGGGGGUCUAUGAUAUCUGGGUAUGUACAGAACAAUUGCUUUAAAGAAGGGUUGCAGCUGUUUAGGCUAAUGCAGAUGACUGGGGUUCAGCCUGAUGAGGCAAUUCUGGUCAGCAUACUUUCAGCUUGUGCCCAUCUGGGUUCACUGGAUAUAGGCAAAUGGGUGCAUAGAUAUGUGGAGAAGUUGGGAAUGGCAAUAAAUGUGAGACUAGGCACUGCUCUUGUAGACAUGUAUGCGAAAUGUGGGUGCUUGGGUUUAGCCCAGAAACUGUUCUAUGAAUUGCCCAAGAGAGAUGUUAUUUGUUGGAAUGCCAUGAUUUCUGGAUUUGCAAUGAACGGGGAUGGUAAAAACGCGGUGAGAUUAUUCCAAGAGAUGCAAAAUGCUGGGACUAGACCAGACGGUGUUACCUUCGUUUCUUUGUUCACUGCUUGUAGCUCUUCGGGAAUGGCACACGAAGGUCUGAAGCUGCUGAGAAUCAUGUGCAACACAUAUAACAUUCAGCCUAAAGGCGAGCACUAUGGGUGCAUAAUAGACCUUUUUAGCCGGGAGGGUCUGGUUGAAGAGGCGAAAAAUAUAGUUCUGAGCAUGCCAAACUCGGGUGCUUCUGCUGUGGCCUGGAGAGCAUUGUUAAGUGCUUGUGCCAAUCAUGGGCAGGUUCGUUUGGCCGAGGUUGCUGCAGAGAGGAUUGUGGGGUUGGAACAGCACAGCGGGGCGUAUGUUUUGCUUUCUAACGUUUACGCUGCAGCAGGGAAGCACGAGGGCGCGAGAAGGAUGAGGAAGAUGAUGAAGAAGCAGCAUAUAGACAAGACACCAGGCUGCAGUUCUGUGGAGAUCAAUGGUUGUGUUCAUGAGUUUGUUGCUGGGGAGAAAACACACCCUCAGAUGAAUCAAGUUCAUCAGCUUCUACUAAUGUUCAAUAGGCAGGUAGACACUCAGUUCUAAGUUCUAACUGUUAAGCUGUAUUGUAUUUUUCUUUUACUUCUUAAACCCCCGAACCCCUAUCCAAGAAUGUCGGAGGAGGUAAAUCGCGAGUCAUCCAAUAAGUCUUCAGUUUCCACAUUGAUAAUUAUCCAAGAAUGUCGGAGGAGAUAAUCGCGAAUCAUCCAAUAAGUCUUCAAUUUCCACAUUGAUAAUUUAUUGGAAAGUCCUAUUGUUAGAGCAAGACUUCUAGGAUGACCCUUAAACAGUUGAAUUGAGCUAAGCCCCGCAGGGUUGUCUUGUAUUUUUUAUUUCCCAAUUUUUUUUAUUCUUUCUUUCUCUAAUAAAAAUAGAGAAUUUCUUUAGUUUUUUUUAAUACAUAGGUUAAAUGUAAGUUUUCUAGCAUAAAGUAAUCUUAAGCUCUUA